CCCAACAUGUCAGACGUAGACUUCCUGACCGCCCCUUCACCUUCUCCUGCUGCUCUCCUCUUCCAAUGUGACUACACCGACUGGUCCCCCUCCUUGUCCAUCAUCCCGUCCAUAUACCUGAUGGCCUUUGUGGUAGGCUGCCUCGGCAAUGGGCUAGUGCUCUGGGCCUACCUGGACCGAGCCGAAGGGAGGAGGUCCCCGGAGAAGAGCGCUGGGAGGUUGUGUUGCCAGCAGGGCGGCGCUGUAUCAGCUCAGAGUGUUGUACAGAGGAAGAAAAAGGAGGAGAAGUGCGGACGAAGCCGCAGAUUCUCCUCCAGUGCCUCCUCCAUGCCACGUCCUUCCCGGUCCCUAACAGACUCCCUCAUAGCUAGCUUAGCUUUAGCGGACCUCUGCUUCCUGGUGACCCUGCCACUGUGGGCGGCCUACACGGGUCUGGGCUACCACUGGCCGUUCGGGCAAGGCCUCUGCCAGCUCAGCAGCUUCCUCACCGCCCUCAACAUGUACGCCAGCGUGUUCAGUUUGAGCAUGCUCAGUGUAGAGCGCUACUGGGUCCUGACUGGACGCCGGCACUCUGGCACCCCACCGGCCCCGUUGAGCUGCCCCAGUCGGGCAUUGUGGGUGCUUGGAGGGACGUGGGUACUGGCGGGGGUGCUGGCACUUCCUGGUUUGCUUUUGCGGUCCGUCCAGGAGGUGGAGGAGGAGUUCCAUGUGGAGGAGUCGGGUUCUGUGGCGUACUUGUGCCAGAUGGACUACUCCAUGCUGACUGGCUCUGAGCUGGACGACGAUGAAAGAGAGGCAGCCGAGAUGUGGUGGGCGGCGGCGCUGAGCCUAAAGUCCACGCUUGUGGGCUUCCUGCUUCCUCUCGUGGUUUUGCUGGUGUGCUACUGCUCCCUGGCCCGCCUCCUGAGCAGACAUUUCGGACAGGGGCCUCGACCCGACCGCCGGCGCCAGCGCAGACUCCUCAGGGUCAUUGUGACCCUGGUGAUGGCCUUCUUCCUCUGCUGGCUGCCUCUGCAUGUCAACAAGACCUUAUCCCUGUUGCUGGAGUUUGGAUUGCUCCCAUACUCUUGCAUCUUAGACCAGGUCCUCCUGGCGGCGCACCCCUACGUCACCUGUGUCGCCUACCUGAACUCCUGCCUCAACCCGCUCCUCUACGCUGCAUGUGACCCGUCCUUCCGAAAAAAAUGCAGGAGGACUCUUAAGAUGCUGAUGUGCAAGAUGGGCUGCAGGAAAGAUGGGCGGGGAAUGGAGGUGAAGACGGAGGCGCCGAGGGAAGAAGAGAGCUCGGGCUUGCCCACGAGGACACGGGAGGAGACGGCAGAUAGGACACAGGAGGCUGACAUGAUCACUGAGGGGUGA
Messenger RNA from Dunckerocampus dactyliophorus (ringed pipefish), 1359 nucleotides. RefSeq names its product apelin receptor 2 (gene aplnr2). The record is from RefSeq and is a predicted model, not a curated record. Gene Ontology annotation, cellular component: membrane. The transcript has a single exon. Gene Ontology annotation, molecular function: G protein-coupled receptor activity. NCBI's taxonomy places the organism in Eukaryota, Metazoa, Chordata, Actinopteri, Syngnathiformes, Syngnathidae. Gene Ontology annotation, biological process: immune response; G protein-coupled receptor signaling pathway. The coding region runs from base 7 to 1359 and encodes 450 amino acids.